AUGAAGUAUUUACUAGUCACUGGAGGCGUUAUCAGUGGCAUUGGUAAAGGAAUCGUCUCUAGUAGCAUUGGCGCUAUUAUGAAAGCCAACGGAUGGGUUGUUACGUGCAUAAAAAUUGAUCCAUAUUUAAAUAUUGAUGCUGGCACUUUUUCGCCUUAUGAGCAUGGCGAAGUUUAUGUUUUGGAUGAUGGAAGCGAAGUGGACUUAGACUUGGGCAAUUAUGAACGUUUUAUAAAUGUGACUCUCACUAAAGAUCAUAAUAUAACUACUGGUAAAAUUUAUCAACAGGUUACGCAACGAGAACGUAGAGGUGAAUACCUUGGAAAAACUGUACAGGUUGUUCCCCAUAUUACCGAUGCCAUUCAAGAAUGGGUAAUUAAUGUCGCCGAAAAGCCCGUUGACGCGUCAAACCGUGUCCCCGAGCUCUGCUUGAUCGAACUUGGCGGAACCAUUGGUGAUAUAGAAUCCAUGCCCUUUGUUGAAGCUUUCAGACAACUUCAAUAUCGUGUGGGUCCUAAAAAUUUCUGUUGUGUCCAUGUUAGUCUUGUGCCAAAUCUCUCCACUGUUGGCGAACCAAAAACAAAACCAACUCAAGUCAGUAUUCGUGAAUUGAGGGCGCGUGGUCUCCAAGCGGAUAUUCUCUUUUGCCGUUGCAAUAGCGAACUCUCAUCCAAAGUCAUUGAAAAAUUGGGUCUUUUCUGUCAAGUGCCAACUGACCAUGUAAUUCAAGCUCGUGAUGUGGACAAUCUCUACCAAGUGCCUUUGGCUCUCGAGUCGCAGAAACUCUCGACUCUGCUUCUGCAACACUUUGGCCUUGAGCCGAAAGAACUCGGGCCCACUCCCCCGCUAGCGGCCUGGGAAGCAAUGGUUGAUCAUAUGCUCCAUGCCUCUGAUACGAUUCGUAUUGCUGUCGUCGGCAAGUACACCAAGCUCAGCGACGCCUAUUUGUCGCUCCUUAAGGCAUGUGAGCACGCGGCAACUUACUGCAAUUGCAAACUGAAGGUUGACUUGGUCGAUUCGGAGGAGUUAGAACCCGCCAUGGAGCACUCUUCACCGGAACAAUAUCACGAAGCCUGGUUGUCAGUGAGCAACGCACAGGCCGUUAUCGUCGCCGGGGGCUUUGGGCCAAGGGGUUGUGAGGGCAAGAUAGCUGUUAUACGGUAUUGUCGUGAACGGGGUGUCCCCUUCUUGGGCAUAUGUCUUGGAUUUCAACUCGCUGUUGUUGAAUUCGCUCGCAAUAUUCUUGGAUGGAAAGAUUCAAAUUCAGCAGAGUUCGAUCAAAAUACCACACACCCUGUGGUAGUCGAUAUGCCCGAAUUCAAUCCUGGAGAUAUGGGUGGCACUAUGCGCUUGGGUUCCCGUCGAACCAAAUUCGUUGUCUCCCCCGUGGUGAAGGAUUACCUGGACAAAUUGGAGUUUGCUAAGACGACUAAUCGUCUGUCUCGUGUCUCAGUUUCCGGUUCACAGGUCUCUGAGGAGGAUAGUGCUGAAGAUAUCGAUGCUAAUAACUCCAAUGAAACUGAAAGCGAUAAAGAAAAUUUCCCUGAUUACUUCUCUUACUUCAAUACCUAUCGACUGGUGAAUGCUGAUCAUAUCGACGCCAGGCAUCGACAUAGAUACGAGGUUAAUCCAAAGCUAAUCAACGAUUUUGAGGCCAAUGGUUUUGCAUUCGUAGGUCGGGAUGAUGCUAAAGGUAACAGAAUGGAGAUUGGAGAGCUGAUUCGACCUAUUUUUUGUAAGAGGGGUAAAUCUUCGAAAGAUGCAGCCUCUAGUUUAAGCGAAUCCAGACAUCCCUACUUUGUUGGGACUCAAUUCCACCCGGAGUUAACAUCGCGGCCGAUGGCUCCCUCACCUUUCUUCUUGGGUCUAGUAUAUUCGGCGCUAACCCAGCGUCCAUCACGAUCUGGUGAUUCAUUCCUGAAGGGACCGAAUCAUCUUCUCGUACCUCCGCCCAAACCAUGGUAUCCUAGGCAAUCGAAUUCCAUGUCGUAUAAUUCUCUUUUUCCUAUUGUAAAGAGGGCAUAG
Messenger RNA from Rodentolepis nana, 2025 nucleotides. Lineage: Eukaryota; Metazoa; Platyhelminthes; Cestoda; Cyclophyllidea; Hymenolepididae. The record is from the annotation of a GenBank genome assembly.